This is a messenger RNA of Panonychus citri (citrus red mite), 939 nucleotides long. It is a transcript of the gene RpS8, whose product is annotated as 40S ribosomal protein S8-like. NCBI's taxonomy places the organism in Eukaryota, Metazoa, Arthropoda, Arachnida, Trombidiformes, Tetranychidae. The record is from RefSeq and is a predicted model, not a curated record. Bases 128 to 694 code for a protein of 188 amino acids. Gene Ontology annotation, molecular function: structural constituent of ribosome. Gene Ontology annotation, cellular component: ribosome; cytosolic small ribosomal subunit. The transcript is spliced from 5 exons. Gene Ontology annotation, biological process: maturation of SSU-rRNA from tricistronic rRNA transcript (SSU-rRNA, 5.8S rRNA, LSU-rRNA); translation.
AAAUCAAUAGAUGGCGUUUACUGUAAGAACUUCCUUAUGAUAGGAAACGGAAGUAAAAAUGAAAAAUGUUGUUAGUGAAGUUUUUUAAUAAGUUAGUUAAUUUGUGUUGAUCUGUAAUUAGUUAAUCAUGGGUAUUUCAAGGGAUCAUUGGCAUAAGCGACGUGCUACCGGUGGUAGACGAGCUCCAAUUCGGAAAAAGAGGAAGUUUGAGCUCGGAAGACCGGCAGCUAUGACCAAGAUUGGUGCUAAGCGUAUCCAUUUAGUAAGAGCUAGAGGAGGUUCUUUCAAAUAUCGGGCUCUUAGAUUAGAUCAUGGUAACUUUGCUUGGGCUUCAGAAAGGACUACACGUAAAACUCGUGUAAUUGAUGUAGUUUAUAAUGCCAGUAACAAUGAAUUGGUUCGAACCAAGACAUUGGUAAAGAAUUGUAUUGUUCUUAUUGAUGCUACACCUUUUCGUCUAUGGUAUGAACAACAUUAUGCUGUUCCAUUAGCAAAGAAAAAAUCACCAAAAGCUUUGGCUGAAGCCACUGAUGCUUUGAAAAAGGACAAAAGUAAACGUGUCCUGAGGAAAUAUAAAUUAAGACAAAAGUUAUCUAAAAUUGACCCUGCAUUGGAAGAUCAGUUCCAAACUGGACGUUUAUUAGGUAAUAUCUCGUCACACUUAACUCAUCACAUUCUAAAAUUUUUCUUAUGAUGAAAAAUACAUUAUUUUGUUGAAAAUAAGUCUUUAAUGCCUUAUCUCCAUGACGCACCAUAGUUACUCUGAUUAUCCAUCAGAAGAUCUCAAACAUCCUUCUAGUUUUUCCAAUUUAACUAAUGUUUUCUUUUAUUUUCUCCAUUUCCAUAGCUUGUUUAUCAUCAAGACCAGGUCAAGUUGGAAGAUGUGACGGGUAUAUUCUGGAAGGAAAAGAACUUGAAUUUUACCUUAGAAAAAUCAAA